ACAGACCUGCUGAGAACAGAAGAAGCUGCACACUGGUAUAUUUCAUGACUAAAUGUCAUUGUGGACUCUGCUAUGGAUCAGUGUGAGGACAUAAAGGAGGGAGACCCUCCCUCUGAAACCUCUCCGUGUGGGGAACAUGAAAGCCAGACCAAAGCUCAGAGGUUAGACUCCCCAGAAUCUCGACCAGAACCCAGCUGUGUGUCCAUGAAGAGUGAUCGGUCUAUGGGUUACCCGGCUAACUUUAAAGUUGGACAACUUGCUGAUGAAAGGAGGAAGUUGGAAAAACCUGAACCCAGCUGUGUGUCCAUGAAGAGUGACCAGUCUAUGGGUCCUCCUUUACACUUCAAAGAUGGAUGCCACUCUGUUGAUCAAAGGAAGCUGGAAGAACCUGAACCCAGCUGUGUGUCCAUGAAGAGUGACCAGUCUAUGGGUCCUCCUUUACACUUCAAAGAUGGUAGCCACUCUGUUGAUCAAAGAGUGGACCAGGAGAGCUCAGAAGUUCCCAGUGGUCACUCUGCCCAGCAGCAUCAAACACACCUGGACUCCAUAUUUGUGUUGCUGGAGGAGAACAUCGUCAUUUUUAUGAAGAACGAGCUGAAGAAGAUCCAGAAGGUUCUGAGUCCAGAUUACCCAGAAUGCUCAGAGAGUCAGAGGGAGGAUGAGGAGAUGUUGGAGGGUGAGGAUGAGCAGCAGAGGAGGAGAAGCAGAGAGGAGUUUCUGAAAAUCACACUUCACUUUCUGAGAAGAAUGAAGCAGGAGGAGCUGGCUGACUGUCUGCAGAGCAGAACAUGUGUUCCAAUGUGUCAACGUAAAUUGAAGUCUAACCUGAAGAAGAAGUUCCAGUGUGUGUUUGAGGGGAUCUCUAAAGCAGGACACCCAACCUUUCUCAAUCAGAUCUACACAGAGCUCUACAUCACAGAGGGAGGGACUGCAGAGGUCAAUGAUGAACAUGAGAUCAGACAGAUUGAAACAGCAUCCAGGAAACCAGACAGACAAGAAACAACAAUCAGACAAAAAGACAUCUUUAAAGCCUCACCUGGAAGAAAUGAACCAAUCAGAACAGUACUGACAAAGGGAGUGGCUGGCAUUGGGAAAACUGUCUUAACACAGAAGUUCACUCUGGACUGGGCUGAAGACAAAACCAAUCAGAACAUCCACUUCACAUUUCCAUUCACCUUCAGAGAGCUGAAUGUGCUGAAAGAGAAAAAGUUCAGUUUGGUGGAACUUGUUCAUCACUUCUUUCCUGAAACCAAAGAAGCAGGAAUCUGCAGGUUUGACGAGUUCCACGUUGUGUUAAUCUUUGACGGUUUGGAUGAAUGUCGACUUCUUCUGGACUUCCACAACACUGAGGUCCUGACUGAUGUCACAGAGUCAACCUCAGUGGAUGUGCUGCUGACAAACCUCAUCAGGGGGAAGUUGCUUCCCUCUGCUCGCCUCUGGAUAACCACACGACCUGCAGCAGCCAAUCAGAUCCCUGCUGACUAUGUUGACAUGGUGACAGAGGUCAGAGGGUUCACUGACCCACAGAAGGAGGAGUACUUCAGGAAGAGAUUCAGAGAUGAGGAGCAAGCCGGCAGAAUCAUCUGCCACAUCAAGACAUCACAAAGCCUCCACAUCAUGUGCCACAUCCCAGUCUUCUGCUGGAUCUCUGCUACAGUUCUGGAUCUGUUGAAAACCAGAGAGGGAGGAGAGCUGCCCAAGACCCUGACUGAGAUGUACAUCCACUUCCUGGUGGUUCAGUCCAAAGUGAAGAACAUCAAGUAUGAUGGAGGAGCUGAGACAGAUCCACAUUGGAGUCCAGAGAGCCGGAAGAUGAUUGAGUCUCUGGGAAAACUGGCUUUUGAUCAGCUGCAGAAAGGAAACCUGAUCUUCUAUGACUCAGACCUGACAGAGUGUGGCAUUGAUAUCAGAGCAGCCUCAGUGUACUCAGGAGUCUUCACACAGGUCUUUAGAGAGGAGAGAGGACUGUACCAGGAAAGGGUGUUCUGCUUUGUCCAUCUGAGUGUUCAGGAGUUUCUGGCUGCUCUUCAUGUCCAUCUGACCUUCAUCAAGUCUGGAGUCAAUCUGAUGGCAGAAGAACAAUCUACCUCUUGGUGGUCUGAAUUGUUCGGGGGCAAAACAACACGUUUAUACCAGAGUGCUGUGGACAAGGCCUUAGAGAGUCCAAAUGGACACCUGGACUUGUUCCUCCGCUUCCUCCUGGGUCUUUCUCUGCAGACCAAUCAGACUCUUCUCAGAGGCCUGCUGACACAGACAGGAAGUAGUUUGAAGACCAAUCAGAAAACAGCCCAAUACAUCAGAAAGAAGAUCAGUGAAAAUCUCUCUCCAGAGAGAAGCAUCAACCUGUUCCACUGUCUGAAUGAACUGAAUGAUCAUUCUCUAGUGGAGGAGAUCCAACAGUCCCUGAGAUCAGGAAGUAUCUCCAUAGAUUACCUGUCUCCUGCUCAGUGGUCAGCUCUGGUUUUCAUCUUACUGUCAUCAGAAACAGAUCUGGAUGUGUUUGACCUGAAGAAAUACUCUGCUUCAGAGGAGGCUCUUCUGAGGCUGCUGCCAGUGGUCAAAGCCUCCAACAAAGCUCUGCUGAGUGGCUGUAACCUCUCAGAGAGAAGCUGUGAAGCUCUGUCCUCAGUCCUCAGCUCCCAGUCCUCUAGUCUGAGAGAACUGAACCUGAGUAACAAUGACCUGCGUGAUUCAGGAGUGAAGCGUCUUUCUGCUGGACUGAAGAGUCCACACUGCAGCCUGGAAACUCUCAGUUUGUCAGGCUGUAUGAUCUCAGAGGAAGGUUGUGCUUCUCUGGCCUCAGCUCUGAGCUCUAACCCCUCCCAUCUGAGAGAGCUGGACCUGAGCUACAAUCAUCCAGGAGACCUGGGAGAGAAGUUUCUGUCUGUUGGACUGAAGGAUCCACACUGGAGACUGGACACUCUCAGGAUGGACCAUGGUGGACUGCAGAGACUGAGACCUGGUGUGAGGAAGUAUGUCUGUGAACUAGAACUGGACACAAACACAGUAAACAGAAAACUCAAACUGUCUGACAAAAACAGGGAGGUGACACGUGUGAGAGAGUCUCAGUCAUAUCCUGAUCAUCCUGACAGAUUUGACUGGUGUCCUCAGCUGCUGUGUAGAACUGGUCUGACUGGUCGCUGUUACUUGGAAGUCGAGUGGAGAGGAGAUAUUUUUAUAUCAGUGAGUUACAGAGGAAUCAGAAGGAGAGGAGACAGUAAAGACUGUGUGUUUGGAGGGAAUGAUCAGUCUUGGAGUCUGUGUUGCUCUGAUAAUGGUUACUCUGUCUGCCACAAUAACAGAAGAACAAACUUCUCCUCCUCCUCCUCCUCCUCCUCCUCCUCUGGUAGAGUAGCAGUGUAUAUGGACUGUCCUGCUGGCACUCUGUCCUUCUACAGAGUCUCCUCUGACACACUGAUCCACCUCCACACCUUCAACACCACAUUCACUGAACCUCUUUAUCCUGGCUUUGGGUUUGGGUUCUAUGGUUCCUCAGUGUCUUUGUGUCCUCUGCAGGUCAUUGUGGACUCUGCUAUGGAUCAGUGUGAGGACAGAGAGGAGGGAGAUCCUCCUUCUGAAACUUCUCUGUGUGGGGAACAUGACAGCCAGACCAAAGCUCAGAGAGUGCAGCAGGAGAGACCUGAACCUGGACCCAGCUGUGUGUCCAUGAAGAGUGACCAGUCUAUGGGUCCUCCUUUACACUUCAAAGAUGAACGCCACUCUGUUGAUCAAAGGAGGAAGCUGGAAAAGCCUGAACCCAGCUGUGUGUCCAUGAAGAGUGAUCGGUCUAUGGGUUACCCUGCUAACUUUAAAGUUGGACAACUUGCUGAUGAAAGGAGGAAGCUGGAAAAACCUGAACCCAGCUGUGUGUCCAUGAAGAGUGACCAUUCUAUGGGUCCUCCUUUACACUUCAAAGAUGGUAGCCACUCUGUUGAUCAAAGAGUGGACCAGGAGAGCUCAGAGGUUCCCGAUGGCCACUCUGCCCAUCACCAUCAAACACACCUGGACUCCAUAUUUGUGCUGCUGGAGGAGAACAUCAUCACUUUUGUGAAGAACGAGCUGGAGAAGAUUCAGAAGGUUCUGAGUCCAAAUUACCCAGAAUGCUCAGAGGACCAGUGGGAAGAUGAGGAGGUGUUUGAGGGUGAUGAUGAGAAACAGAGGAAGAGAAGCAGAGAGGACUUUUUGAAGAUCACACUUCACUUCCUGAGAACAAUGAAGCAGGAGGAGCUGGCUGACGGUCUGCAGAGCAGAACUCUUGCUCCAGUGUGCCGACGUAAACUGAAGUCUAACCUGAAGGAGAAGUUCCAGUGUGUGUUUGAGGGGAUCUCUAAAGCAGGAAACCCAACCCUUCUGAAUCAGAUCUACACAGAGCUCUACAUCACAGAGGGAGGGACUGCAGAGGUCAAUGAUGAACAUGAGGUCAGACAGAUUGAAACAGCAUCCAGGAAACCAGACAGACAAGAAACAACAAUCAGACAAGAAGACAUCUUUAAAGCCUCACCUGGAAGAGACGAACCAAUCAGAACAGUGCUGACAAAGGGAGUGGCUGGCAUUGGGAAAACUGUCUUAACACAGAAGUUCACUCUGGACUGGGCUGAAGACAAAACCAACAAGGACAUCCACUACACAUUUCCAUUCACUUUCAGAGAGCUCAAUGUGCUGAAAGGGAAAAAGUUCAGCUUGGUGGAACUUGUUCAUCACUUCUUUCCUGAAACCAAAGAAGCAGGAAUCUGCAGGUUUGAAGAGGUCCACGUUGUGUUCAUCUUUGACGGUCUGGAUGAAUGUCGACUUCCUCUGGACUUCCACAACACUGAGAUCCUGACUGAUGUCACAGAGUCAACCUCAGUGGAUGUGCUGCUGACAAACCUCAUCAGGGGGAAACUGCUUCCCUCUGCUCGCCUCUGGAUAACCACACGACCUGCAGCAGCCAAUCAGAUCCCUGCUGACUGUGUUGACAUGGUGACAGAGGUCAGAGGGUUCACUGACCCACAGAAGGAGGAGUACUUCAGGAAGAGAUUCAGAGAUGAGGAGCAAGCCGGCAGAAUCAUCUGCCACAUCAAGACAUCACGAAGUCUCCACAUCAUGUGCCACAUCCCAGUCUUCUGCUGGAUCUCUGCUACAGUUCUGGAUCUGUUGAAAACCAGAGAGGGAGGAGAGCUGCCCAAGACCCUGACUGAGAUGUACAUCCACUUCCUGGUGGUUCAGUCCAAAGUGAAGAACAUCAAGUAUGAUGGAGGAGCUGAGACAGAUCCACAUUGGAGUCCAGAGAGCCGGAAGAUGAUUGAGUCUCUGGGAAAACUGGCUUUUGAUCAGCUGCAGAAAGGAAACCUGAUCUUCUAUGACUCAGACCUGACAGAGUGUGGCAUCGAUAUCAGAGCAGCCUCAGUGUACUCAGGAGUCUUCACACAGGUCUUUAGAGAGGAGAGAGGACUGUACCAGGAAAGGGUGUUCUGCUUCGUCCAUCUGAGUGUUCAGGAGUUUCUGGCUGCUCUUCAUGUCCAUCUGACCUUCAUCAACUCUGAAGUCAAUCUGAUGGCAGAAGAACCAACAACCUCCAAACCUGAACCAUCAAGUAUCUACCAGAGUGCUGUGGACAAGGCCUUACAGAGUCCAAAUGGACACCUGGACUUGUUCCUCCGCUUCCUCCUGGGUCUUUCUCUGCAGACCAAUCAGACUCUCCUCAGAGGUCUGCUGACACAGACAGGAAGUAGCUCACAGACCAAUCAGGAAACAGUCAAAUACAUCAAGAAGAAGAUCAGUGAAGAGCUUUCUCCAGAGAGAAGCAUCAACCUGUUCCACUGUCUGAAUGAACUGAAUGAUCAUUCUCUAGUCGAGGAGAUCCAACAGUCCCUGAGAUCAGGAAGUCUUUCUACAGACAAACUGUCUCCUGCUCAGUGGUCAGCUCUGGUUUUCAUCUUACUGUCAUCAGAAACAGAUCGGGAUGUGUUUGAUCUGAAGAAAUACUCUGCUUCAGAGGAUGCUCUUCUGAGGCUGCUGCCAGUGGUCAAAGCCUCCAACAAAGCUCUACUGAGUGGCUGUCAGCUCUCAGAGAGAAGCUGUGAAGCUCUGUCCUCAGUCCUCAGCUCCCAGUCCUCUAGUCUGAGAGACCUGGACCUGAGUAACAAUGACCUGCAGGAGUCGGGAGUGGAGCUGCUAUGUACAGCAUUAAAGAGUCCGCACUGCAGACUGGAAACUCUCAGGAUGAAUGGCUGCAACCUCUCAGAGAGAAACUGUGAAGCUCUGUCCUCAGUCCUCAGCUUCCAGUCCUCUAGUCUGAGAGACCUGGACCUGAGUAACAACAACCUGCAGGAUUCAGCAGUGAAGCAUUUUUCUGCUGGACUGAAGAGUCCACACUGCAGACUGACAAUAUUCAAGUUAAGAUUCUGUAACCUCUCAGAGAGAAGCUGUGAAGAUCUGUCCUCAGUCCUCAGCUCCCAGUCCUCUAGUCUGAGAGACCUGGACCUGAGUAACAACGACCUACAGGAUUCACGAGUGAAGGGGUUUGUUGCUGGACUGAAGAGUCCACACUGCAAACUGGAAAAUCUCAGGCUGAGUGGCUGUAACCUCUCAGAGAGAAGCUGUGAAGCUCUGUCCUCAGUCCUCAGCUCCCAAUCCUCUAGUCUGAAAGACCUGGACCUGAGUAACAACGACCUGCAGGAUUCAGGAGUGAAAUGUUUUUCUGCUGGACUGAAGAGUCCACACUGCAGACUGGAAAUUCUCAGUCUGUCAUGCUGUAUGAUCUCAGAGGAAGGAUGUGCUACUCUGGCCUCAGCUCUGAGCUCCAACCCCUCCCAUCUGAGAGAGCUGGACCUGAGCUACAAUCAUCCAGGAGACUCAGGAGAGAAGCUUCUGUCUGCUGGAUUGAAGGAUCCACACUGGAGACUGGACACUCUCAGGGUGGACCAUGGUGGACUGCAGAGACUGAGACCUGGUCUGAGGAAGUAUGUCUGUGAACUGGAACUGGACACAAACACAGUACACAGAAGACUCAAACUAUCUGACAACAACAGGAAGGUGACACGUGUGGGAGAGUUUCAGUCAUAUCCUGAUCAUCCAGACAGAUUUGAGUGCUGGUCUCAGCUGCUGUGUAGAACUGGUCUGACUGGUCGCUGUUACUGGGAGGUCGAGUGGAGAGGAAACGUUUUUAUAUCAGUGAGUUACAGAGGAAUCAGGAGGAGAGGAGGUAGUGAAGAUUGUAUGUUUGGAGACAAUGAUCAGUCCUGGAGUCUGAGCUGCUCUGAUGGUCGUUACUCUGUCAGGCACAAUAAGAAGAGCACAUGCCUUUCCUCCUCCUCCUCCUCCUCCUCCUCCUCCUCCUCCUCCUCCUCCGCUGGUAGAGUAGCAGUGUAUGUGGACUGUCCUGCUGGCACUCUGUCCUUCUACAGAGUCUCCUCUGACACACUGAUCCACCUCCACACCUUCAACACCACAUUCACUGAACCUCUUUAUCCUGGGUUUUGGAUCAGGUCAUCUGGUUCCUCAGUGUCUCUGUGUCCUCUGCAGGUCUGAGAGUCUCCUGUGGACGGAAUCUCUGCUGACUGAAAUCAAAGUUCAGUCUGUUCACCAUCACUCACAGAUCUGUCUCAGACUCAAAAACAAAACAUUAAUUUGUCUAAUUUCACCUCUUUGAUGAUCAACAUUUUUCACUAGAAACACUUCUUGAUGUAUAACAUCUGCCUCCUCCCUGGUGCUGUGAUUAUAUGUGACUCUGUGGGACACUGUAUAAAGCUGAAAGAAUGUAAAGUCACUGAAAGGUUUAGCUGUGUCCAUGUACACAUGCUGUAAUAAACUCCACAGUAAUAUACAUAUUCAAGUAAGAAGAACUGAUUCUCAUCAAGUUAUUCCUUGAAUUAAUCCAAGAUUGACCUAAAGUGAAAUGUUUUUCACAUCAGCGUUCCUCUUCUGCAGAGUUUGUCUAAACUCA
Messenger RNA from Centropristis striata (black sea bass), 7924 nucleotides. RefSeq lists its product as uncharacterized. The transcript is spliced from 26 exons. Lineage: Eukaryota; Metazoa; Chordata; Actinopteri; Perciformes; Serranidae. The record is from RefSeq and is a predicted model, not a curated record. The coding region runs from base 73 to 7509 and encodes 2478 amino acids. Gene Ontology annotation, molecular function: protein binding.